AUGGAUCGAUAUGGAAUUCUAGAUGACUCGUUUGCAUUGUCUAUGGCUGGCCAGUUGCCUUUAUCUUCUUUGCUUACAUUGAUGGGUGCUUACAGAGAGGAACCUGAUUAUACAAUGUUGUCAAACUUAAUCAAUGUAAUGACUAAUGACUACUCUACCCUUGUCAAUACUUUUUUUAGUCUGUAUUAUUUUCAUAAUAUCUGUGAACUAAAUUUGGUCUUCAACUUCUGUAAGGGUGCUUCUAUAAAAAGCUUGGAAUCUGGUUCUUAUGGAAAUGUUACUGGUGUUUAGAUUGAAAAUGGAUCUACCAUUGAAGAAAAUUGGUGAAUUUCACUGUUUGUUCUAAUGACUUCUUGAUUAACCCUUAAGUGCAUGAAAGUUAAGUAAUGGGGGCUUCGUGGUGAGAUCAAAGAGGAUGGAAAGCAAAAG
Lactuca saligna is the source of this 429-nucleotide messenger RNA. Lineage: Eukaryota; Viridiplantae; Streptophyta; Magnoliopsida; Asterales; Asteraceae. The record is from the annotation of a GenBank genome assembly.